AUGUGUAGUCGGGAGACUUCCUUAACUUCAAUCAAAAUGUCAGUUACGGAAGAGCAACCCCGAGCUACCAUAAUCUAUGAAUGGCGUGGCGGCACUGGAGCAACGGCAGCAGAACGCAACAUCAACAGCAAAUUGGGCGAGGGCACCACUACCAUCAGGACUGUCAAGUCGAAGACAAGCCCCGGUCGGGACGCUUCCACACUGCAGAAGACUCUGCCAUUCUCGAUGCUUCCAAAGAGGAUCCGGAGAUCAACACCCGCAGUCUCGUGA
This is a messenger RNA of Necator americanus (New World hookworm), 270 nucleotides long. RefSeq lists its product as uncharacterized. The transcript has a single exon. NCBI's taxonomy places the organism in Eukaryota, Metazoa, Nematoda, Chromadorea, Rhabditida, Ancylostomatidae. The coding region runs from base 1 to 270 and encodes 89 amino acids. The record is from RefSeq and is a predicted model, not a curated record.